Messenger RNA from Heteronotia binoei (common prickly gecko), 2400 nucleotides. It is a transcript of the gene RAB39A, whose product is annotated as RAB39A, member RAS oncogene family. Gene Ontology annotation, molecular function: GTPase activity; GTP binding. The transcript is spliced from 2 exons. Gene Ontology annotation, biological process: Rab protein signal transduction. NCBI's taxonomy places the organism in Eukaryota, Metazoa, Chordata, Lepidosauria, Squamata, Gekkonidae. The record is from RefSeq and is a predicted model, not a curated record. Gene Ontology annotation, cellular component: Golgi membrane. Bases 1 to 753 code for a protein of 250 amino acids.
AUGCCUGGGAUCGGGGCGGUGGGCGCUCGCUGCAGGCAUCGCCCGAGGCGGCGCCCCAACAAGGCCGAGGCGAGCGGCUCCCACGCGGCCGGGGAGGGCGCCCUGGAGGCGGCCAUCUGGCUCUACCAGUUCCGCCUGAUCGUGCUGGGCGACUCGACGGUGGGCAAGUCCUGCCUCCUGCACCGCUUCGCCGAGGGCCGCUUCCCCGGGCCCGUCAAGUCCGACCCCACCGUCGGCGUGGAUUUCUACUCCCGCCUGGUGGAGAUCGAGCCCGGCAAGAGGGUCAAGCUGCUGCUCUGGGACACCGCCGGCCAGGAGAGGUUCAGAUCAAUCACACGUUCUUAUUACCGACAUUCGGUGGGAGGCUUACUGGUGUUCGACAUCACCAAUCGUUCUUCUUUCGACCACGUGUGCGACUGGCUGGAGGAAGCUAAAAUGCACGCGGACCCCUUCCAGCUGGUCUUUAUCUUGGUCGGACACAAAUGUGACUUGGAGUCCCAGCGUCAGGUUUCCAGAGAGGAAGCGGAAGAACUGGCUUCCGCCUGUGGCAUGAAAUACAUCGAAACCUCGGCCAAAGAUGCCACGAACGUGGAAGAGUCUUUUACCAUUCUGACAACAGAUAUAUACGAACUUGUGAAGAAAGGAGAGAUUACAGUGCAAGAUGGGUGGGAAGGGGUGAAAAGCGACUACAUUCCAGAUGCUGGACAUUCCUUGGAGCAGGCAGACUCGCCUGGAGAACAGUGCCCCUGCUAAAAUGCUUGCAUGCCAAAGAGCUGUAUCAUGUGUUGGAGCAUGAGGCCAGUGUACAUAACAGAUUAUUAAUGGGAAGGGGCUGUGGCUCACUGGUAGUGCAUCUGCCUUGCAUGCAGAAGUUGCUGGUUCAAUCCAUGACAUUGCCGUUUAACAGAGGAAAGGGGUGAUGUGAAUGUUGUCUCCCUGAGGAGCUGAAGAGCCACGGCCAGCCUGAGCAGGCAUUGCUGACCUUGAUAGACCAAGUAUGACGAGGUACAAGGCAGCUUCAUGUGGCUGUGUAUUUAUGAAGAUGUAUCCAAUCACAGGGUAGGGGCAGGUGGGUUCCGGGAUGCCUAGGGCGUCCCUAGCAUAGCCAACAGGCCCCUGUUAAAAUCUGGAGAAUUACAUCAAAAUAAAUGUUUGGUGAUGAAAUAUGGGAUGGCCAAGAUCCUGAAGGGCUGAGAACAGGUAAAAAGCAGCUUGAUUUCAUAUUUAUCAACUUUUGUGAUUUUUUAAAAAAUACUUUAUCGAGUUUUUUUAAGGGCUGACUAAAGUCCAUUAAAGCUUAGUUGCUAAUCAUUUUGGAAUAUAAAUAUGAAUGUCAUUGUGAGAAGCACAGCAUGUUGAUCUCAUAUAGUUUAGUGUCCACCGUGUUCAUGAAAAUGAGCUGCAAAUUAAUUUAAAAACAAACAAGGUGCCUAUGCAGUUUUGCAACGGCUCCCCAUCUGUUUUUAACAAGGGCCUCUGCUUUCUAACCCUGCUCAAUACGUUAACAUUGGAGACCAUAGACACCCAAACAGGUCACAAAAUGGUAGUUCAGCGUCGAGUUCCCUGUCCCUUCUUUAUAUCUUUGUGUAACAGAUAACUUUUUAUUUUCCAUGGUGAAAGCAUGGUUUACUGAUGUGCAAAAGAAAUAUUAUGGCAAGCAAGCAAAAUUACUGUUAAAUAGCAAGUUCAUUUUCAUGUUUUUGUGAUAAUUCCCCCCCACACACACACGCACAUGCAAGACUUUACAUUGUGAAAAGUGGUAAAAAUAAAACUCUGGUCUGGACUAUGCUUAGUAUGUUCACAAAUCCCCUGCUUUGAUUCACCAAACCUCACACAGAAGUAUGUACAUGUGAAUGAGUGUUACCCCAAACCACAGAAGCCUUCUGGAGCUUCAGGGAUACACAGAAUUCUCCAGGCCAUAAGAGGCCCUCCUACACUCCAGGAGCCGCUCUGUGCAUACAUAAGGACGUUUAUUCACAUCCAGACAAAGGUUUGUGUGCAUUAUGAUCCAUAUGCUGCUUUGCGUCAAUGUCAUGUACUUUCCUACUGUGAUUCUUUGAACUUGUUGAAAUAAAUGUACAUCAAGCAAAUGCAAAAACAGUUGUUCCAUCGGUAUAAGCUUUCUCUUUGAUGUAUCUUUAAUGAGAAGCCUUACUGAAGAUGAAUUCAAUAAGCAUUAAUAUAUGUACAAAUCUGUAAAAGUACGUAGAGCAAACACGAUUUAGAACAAAGUAUUUUUGUGUUUCAGUCAUCUAUAUAGUUUGUAUGUCUAAUGGACUAAGUAUGGAAUUGAUUUAGGUCUUUCCCAUGGUGUGAAUAAAGCAGUUAAUUUGUAUAACGGGGGAACAUUAUUCCAAAUGUAAGCUGUCAUAAAUAAACUCAUAACCAGUUACCAACCUA